Cetraspora pellucida is the source of this 129-nucleotide messenger RNA. The record is from the annotation of a GenBank genome assembly. NCBI's taxonomy places the organism in Eukaryota, Fungi, Glomeromycota, Glomeromycetes, Diversisporales, Gigasporaceae.
AUGGCUCACAAGCAAAAAAUUAAAAACAAUAUAAUUAAACAAUAUAACAACUUUGCAACCAAUAUCACAAAGAUGAUAAACAAACCACAAGAAAUCAAAAAAGAAAUUAAAAAAUAUUUUGAAGAAUAG